This is a messenger RNA of Fonsecaea multimorphosa CBS 102226, 936 nucleotides long. RefSeq lists its product as uncharacterized. The coding region runs from base 1 to 936 and encodes 311 amino acids. The transcript has a single exon. The record is from RefSeq and is a predicted model, not a curated record. NCBI's taxonomy places the organism in Eukaryota, Fungi, Ascomycota, Eurotiomycetes, Chaetothyriales, Herpotrichiellaceae.
AUGGACUCAAAGCUCGACAUCCCCGCUCCUGGAGGACAUUACGAAUCCGACGUCUCUGAGGGCUACGACGAUUGCCCCCCAGCCUACCGCAGGGACUCGGAAUCGUCGACCGAGCGCUCGCUGUACGACGAGAAGGAUGAAGCUCUAUUCGCGAGUCAAGCAAUCUCCAACCACGCCGUCAUCCGGGAGUACGGAUGGUACCACCCGCGCGUGCUGAGUCGGGGCCUCGUGAUCAUGGACGAUGCCGCGUCGACGCCAACGAGCAAAGCGCCACUGUACUACGUCGAGGUAUCAGAGUUUACGCCCAAGAAGCCCGAUGUGAUCCUGCACGCUUUCCCACACACCACCUCCACAACUACGGUGACGGGCAUAACGCACGAUGAGCUCGACCAUCUAGCCAGCACGGGCGAAUCAGGCCCCGUAGUCGGGGUCGCGCGCUUCCCCAAGCUCUCGCGCCAUAUCACGGUCGGGCUGGGCGAUCCGUCAUUCAACAACUCAGCGAUGACAUACAUCGAGGUCCGCAACGCCAACCUCAUGACUCACGGCGAAUACCACAUGACGCUGGACGGGCGGUCGUACGCGUGGAAGCGGACGCACUCCGCCGCCGCGGGGGUCGAGGGCAGCAGCAACGCGGCGCGACUCAUGCUGCACCGCGAUAGCUUCCAACUCGUCGACACGGCCACCAACGAGACCAUCGCUGUGUUUCUGGACAAUCGCUUCAAGAGCUGGCGGAAGAAGGGCAAGUUGCGCAUCCUCAAGGACCUCGACGUCGACGGCCCCUAUGGACCCCAUGGACCACAGCCCGGCGAUGGGACCAGCACCGCCCAGCAGCGGCUUAAACUACUCGUGCUCGUCAGUAUUGCGGCGAUUCUAGAGAAGGCGAGACGGAGGAGAAAUCGAAGAAAUAAUGGCGGAGGAGGCGGUGGUGGGCCGUAA